UUGAGAACUUUUCAUAUAUGUUUUCUGCUUUCAUCUAAAUUAAUUAAAUUUCAUAAUGUAACGAGUAUUUAUUUAACCCAAGUGACUUUUAAUAGAUUUAUUGCUUUAUGUCGCGUAAAUUUGUAGCAAUUCACACGUUUGUUAAUUGAUUUCGAGGAAUAAGAAAUAAUUGUCUGCUCAUUAUUUGGGGAAACCGCGCGCAAGUAUAGUAGUUGCAAUCAUAAUAUUAGAUAGGCCAGUAGCAGGAAACAAUUUAUGCGGCGAGGACUGCCUGGCUAAUGAUAAUGACGUUGAUUUCAAAAAAAGAUAGAAGAAACACGCGUUGGGGUAGGGAGUGGGAUAUUAAAAAAGAAUGAAACGAAAGAAGGGUCAGGUUCGUCACUCUUCGACGGCGCAUUCAGGGCGAUGGAAGUGUUGAGCAGGAAUGAUAGCAGCAGCGCCUCAAAUGCAUCAUUCAAAAGAGAGGAUCCGCUUGUGGACUUCAAGAGGAACGUUGAUGACUUCUUCCUUAUAACUAAUUCAAUUGUAAUAUGCUUAAUGCAAUGUGGAUUUGCAUGUCUGGAGGCUGGAUCAGUGAGGGCGAAAAAUGCCACCAACAUCAUGAUGAAAAACAUGAUGGACAUGUUUAUUUGCGGCGCUUGCUACUGGUUGAUCGGCUACUCGCUGGCCUUUGGCACCGGCUCUCCGCUAGUGGGCAUUGGAGACUAUGUGGCCGGCCGAGGUCUGGCCGCCGGAGCCCUUUUUUCACAUUGGUUCUUCCAAUUCACGUUUGCUGCCACGGCUGCGACAAUUGUCUCAGGGGCCGUCGCGGAAAGGUGCACCUUCGCUUCUUAUCUGACCUACAGUGCUGUCAUCUCAGGAAUUGUAUACCCAGUUGCAAGUCACUGGGCUUGGUCAGACGAGGGCUGGCUGUCUAAACUCGGCUACAAGGACUUUGCUGGCAGUGGAGUGGUUCACCUUUUGGGAGGCGUUUGUGCGUUCGUCGGCGCCCUUUUACUUGGGCCACGAACCGGACGCUUUGAUAAUAAGACCCCUCAGAAUGAAACUUUCGCAGGACACUCGACACCUUUGGUUGGCGUUGGAGCGAUGAUCUUGUUCACCGGCUUCCUUGCCUUCAACGGCGGGUCGCUGGGUCACAUUUCACACCACGGAGACGGCGAACUGGUCGCCAAAGUUUUGGCAAACACUGCCCUUGGCGGGGCUGGAGGGGCUCUGGUCACGAUGGCUCUUGGCAGGGCCGGACUGGCCGGACAAGCUGGAAAGUGGAGCUUUUUGAUUUCCCUGAACGGCGCUCUCACAGGAAUGGUUUCCGUUUGUGCAUCAGCAGACCAGCUCCAAUUGUGGGCUUCAAUCUUCCUAGGUGCAAUUGCUGGCCCUAUUUAUUGUUUCGUCAGUCAGGCACUAGUUCGAUUCAAAGUUGAUGAUCCUUUGGACGCCGUUGCAGUUCAUGGAGGCGGAGGAGUGUGGGGCCUCCUGGGAGGCGCCAUUCUUAGGUCAGACACCGUUGUCGCUGGCGACUUUGGCCUUGCUGGACUCCUUAUUGGUUACAAUUUGGUCGGCGUCCUUGCAAUUGCAGCGUGGGCUGGUGGGACUUGCUGCAUUCUGUUUGGUCUUCUGAGAAGAGGAAAUCUUUUAAGAGUUUCCCAAGAGGAGGAGCUCGAAGGCAUGGACCGGACAAAACACUCUGAACCUGCGUACCCUGGCCCACCCUGGCAUGUCAAGAACAACGCAAACGCUGGUGAAGUCUUCAGAAAUCAAGCUUUUGUCAGCGAGGAGUAGAAAGGAAUUUAAAAUUCACUUAUUUAUUUUUUACUUCUUUGUGUAAUUUUAUUGAAAUUAUAAUAUUCAGCACAACAUUGGCGUGUAGCUGCAGAAUUUUUCUGGCAAGAUUGAUCAAACUUAAAAGAAAAAAACGAGAAUCACAAAACGAACACAUCAACAGUACAAACAGACAACGGAAACAUGUGACUUGGUUCGGUUUAACACUUUGAUACAGUGGAUAAUUACGAGUAUAGACAAUGUGUCAAAAUCCAUGAGUAACAAAUGCGCAUCUUAUCACAAAAUAAUUUUCCAGGAAUACACAAUCGUUUAUUUUCCAUUUUCGCUUUUUCUUAGGAAUGCAAGUUUGAAAUGUUUUACAAAAACGUUUUUCACUCAUCAUGUUUCACAUCAUUACAAUUAAUAAUUCAUGUGCGUGCAUGUUGUUGUAUGCGCUGCUCACGUUACUGUUCUGUACUUUACUUCUUUGAUAUAUAAUCCAUUUGAGUCUACAAUAAUUUAAUCGAGUAAUUACUGGAUUAACAAAAAUCAGACCCAUUACAUCAACUACAACUAGAAAAAUCAGUAUUAUGGAAGCUAUAUAUUUUCCUGCCACCGUUUCCAAAGCAGCGUUCCGUUCCAAAUUAAUAUGACGAGAUUACAUUGUUCAAUACUUGUUUGCUUAUUGCUUUAGUGGUACUUAACGUUUGUGCUAUUAAUAAUUAAUAAAUUACCGACUUGUGAGGCAAACUAGAAAUUGUUUUGAUUAUCAUUCUUCUGCAACGAAAGAGAUACACAAGAACAAACAAUAAUACCUUUGUACGUAUUUUCAAAAGUUCCAACAGUUAACCCACCUUUCUACCUAAAUCUAUUAUAUUGGACUCUCUUUUUCUUUUCUACAGAAAUAUCAAUCUAUAAAUACAGUUCUAUAUAAUUAAUCUCAAUAACUAGCGUGGUAUCUGGGCAAGAAAAAAAAACGAUUAAUCUCAGCACAGGAACUCUCCAUUAUAGGAAUU
Messenger RNA from Neocloeon triangulifer, 2774 nucleotides. Its product is annotated as putative ammonium transporter 1. Gene Ontology annotation, biological process: ammonium homeostasis; ammonium transmembrane transport. Gene Ontology annotation, molecular function: ammonium channel activity. The transcript is spliced from 7 exons. NCBI's taxonomy places the organism in Eukaryota, Metazoa, Arthropoda, Insecta, Ephemeroptera, Baetidae. The coding region runs from base 406 to 1779 and encodes 457 amino acids. The record is from RefSeq and is a predicted model, not a curated record. Gene Ontology annotation, cellular component: membrane.